Symbiodinium natans is the source of this 573-nucleotide messenger RNA. NCBI's taxonomy places the organism in Eukaryota, Dinophyceae, Suessiales, Symbiodiniaceae. The record is from the annotation of a GenBank genome assembly.
AUGAAGCACGGAAAGAAGCGCCGCCAAAUCUGGAGACCUCGGAGGCCCUCGGAGGCCUCGGAGGCCUGGGUGCUGAGUGCUGGGAGCUUGGGGCAUCCGGAGCUUUGCCAGCGCCCGUGCUUGCAUGUCGUGGUCGGGAGGCACUGUGAGGCGGGUGAUGCAUGCAACCAUUGCCACCUUCCGCACGGCCGAGGCCAGAAGAUGGACAAGCGGCAGCGCCGCAUCCUCGAAGAGAUGCCCAAGGCCGACUUCCUCCGUUUGGCCCUCCAGCUGCUCGAGGACAAGGCCCGCACCAUGGAGCUUGGUGGCACGGAGGUUCUCUUCGGCAUCUUGGAAGGCGAAGUGCAUCCUCCAGGCACGCCGGCGCCAGCUGGGGCCCCCUCAUGCAGCCUACCGAAGGGGAUGAUGCGCUGCUUGCGCGCCAUGGGCUUCCGCAACGUGGCAAGCCUGGCUGCGCGGAAGUGCGCGGAGGGUGCCAAGAUCCGUAUCCGUGAGGCGAUGCAGGCCUUGCGGGCGCGUGUGUCUGAGGGGCAAGCUGAUGCAAGCUAUUCAGACUCAGAUGAGACAUGUUAA